UAAAAAGUAAUCCGACACAGCCCUGGCAGUUCACAACAAGGUCCCCUUUCUGAGCCCGUAAAAUCAGCGAUAUGGAGUUUCAGCUUGAAGUUGCAAAGGCCGUGUCGUUAAAAAAAAUCCCAGAAGGAGUUAGAAAAACUGAGAGGAAAUGUCUGCUUCUCCUCACACAGCACAAGGCCUGAGGGAGGCUAAAGCUUGUACAACAUCUUUCCACUCAAAGUAUGACAAGGGGUUAAUUCCAGACGGAAAAAUGGUGCUUGUAAGUGGACAAAAGUAGCAACAGUGAACUAAACAGCAAAUUCCUAAUUUGUGUUGAGCUUAAUUACUUCACGUAUCAUGUGUACUCAAUACAGAAACCGUAUCUUGAAGAAAGAAAAAAAAAAAAAGAAAGGAAAAAAAAAAAAAAAAAACGACCUGCCUGCCUAAAAGCUCCUUUCUGUGUGGGGCUGUCACAGAGGAGGGCCCAAGCUAAGGCAGCCUGCCCUCACCCCGCAAGUAAAGCUCCUGUGGCCACAGAGCCGCUGUGAAGUAUUUCCAGUCAUCGCAGGCAUCGGCUUGAGCUCAUCCAGAUGUGAAGCCUGGAGCAAAGUUCUGUCACGAUGUGCGGCUCAAAAAGUCGGUCAUUAGUAUUCCUUGGACUGGUUUGCAACAGCCUAGAAAUGGUUUUUUCAUCUAGCACAGGUUUCUCUAUGUCUAUAUAUGAUGUGACAUCAAGAAGCAUUUAUCUCAGAUGGCCCAAGUUUUCAGGAGCCUUUACCUACAGAAUCACAGCUACAGCUGUGAAUACUGUGGGCCAUUCUUUACAGGCUCAUUUCAGUGGUAUUACAUUUACAGGCACGCUAACUUCAUUAAUUCCCAAUACUGUUUAUGUUAUACAAGCAGAAGCCAUUGACAUGAAUGGAAUUAUUCUGGCUGAAACACAGAUUAUGCAGUCAACAGCUCCAGACAUACCUGUUAUCGAUCAAGCUUACUCAAAACUUAGCAACAGUAUCACAGUGGAAUGGAGAGUGGUACCUGGAGCUACAAGUUAUCUACUGUCUGCACAAGAUGGAGAUUCCUGCAUUGAAACUACAGUCACAAAUUCACCGGGUACAGUUAUGGGAUUGAAACCUGCCACCUCGUACAGAAUCACUAUCAGAUCUAUAAAUGCAGGAGGAAAAAGCCAGCCUUCACCUUCCAGAAAAGCAAAAACAGUCCUGGCUGCUCCAGUUCUGUCUGUUAGUUCCCCGAGCUGUGACUCCAUUGCAGUGAGCUGGAAAGCUGUGUAUAUGGCAGCUGGAUUCUCUGUGUCCCUGAUGAGAUCAGAUGGUUUGGGCAGAAUGCUGAAGCAGAACACCACCAAUACUUCCUUCGUAUUUACAAAUUUAGAUCCAGGAACUCUCUAUACUAUCAAGGCAUAUGCCUGGAAUGCCAAUGGGCUUCCUGGAGAUGAUUUCACAUACAACCAAAGAACAAGUCCUCAGGCGCCAGUGGAUGUUCAAGUAGUUUUCAAUAGUGGUGCUUUAAGAGCUGUUGUUUCUUGGAUGCCAGCAGAAGGAGCUCUAACUUACACUGUGACAGCCUCCAGUGGACUCCUGAAACUGAAGUGUAACACAUCUUCUGCCUCCUGCGUGGUACUGCCACUCCAGUGUGGAUCUGAAUAUUCUGUUUUUGUCACAGCACAUAAUGAUGCUGGAUCCAGUAAACCUACUGAUGCAGUAAGCUUAAAAACUAUCCCUUGUGCCCCAGGAAAUAUAUCAAUUGAAGAGGAUGAACCUGGCAACUUGUUGGUAUCAUGGUCUAGUGUCAAUUUUGGCCAUUAUUAUGUGGUUUUUGUGAAGAGCGAUGAUGGCUUGGAAGUGCACUGCAACACAUCACAUACUCAAUGCCAUUUCCAAUCAGACUGCGGUUUCACCUACUUCAUUAGUGUCUUUGCAUACAACAAGGCAGGGCAGAGUCCUUUAGGCGAUGUAUUCAAUUACACCACUGCACCUUGCUGCCCCAGUGACUUCCACGCUGUGCUGGUGACAAGUGACACUGUGGAGGUGACCUGGGCUCCUGUCCGCGGUGCUGAACUGUACGAGACAAAAGCUGCUGAGGGGAGCAGCGCUGUGCUCUGCAACGACACCGCCACGGCCUGCACCUUGUCUGCUCUGCGCUGCAACACCCUCUACAACAUCACUGUUUACUCAUUCAGCGAGGCCAGGGGCAGCAACACAUCAUGCACAUCUAAAUACGUGGCAACAGCUCCCUGCAGUCCUGAAAUUAAAAAUAUCUCAAAGGAGGCUCUUUCUGUAGUCACUGUGCAUUGGCAGUCUAACAAUGAAGAAGCUACAUAUACCGUAACUGCACGAGGAGACGCUGGACUUUGGCAUUGCACAAGCUCUGGAAACUCCUGUACCCUAGUUAAUCUUCCCUGUGGAUCUGCUUUCUCUGUUAGUGCUAUAGCAAGGUCACCCGCUGGACAGAGCUUACCCAGCUACAGCGUUCCUUUAGAGACAGCUCCUUGUUGCCCUAACGACCUGACACUGACUCAAGUGACACAGUCUGUAACAAACAUCAGCUGGUCUGCUGGGAUGGGUGCUCAGACAUAUGUAACAGUGCUGGAGUCUUCCAAAGGAUGGGCAAAGUGUCACACUCUCCAAAACUACUGUCUCCUGGGAUGCAUCGCAUGUGGCACCACCUAUACAGUAUCACUGAGAGCAAUCAGUGAAACUGGUUUGACAUCCAGUUGCACGUAUCAAGGAUACUCUUCCAGUGCUUGCUGUCCUUCUGGAGUGAAGCUGUACAGAAUUGGCAACAACGGUAUCCGGGUGUACUGGCGAGCUUCUGCAGAAGCAAAAAGCUACAAUACUGAUUUACGUGGUUCAAAAGGCAAUUUCACCUGUACCCCUAGCUCUGGGCAAAGUUACUGUGAUAUCACUGAGAUACCUUGUGGGGACGUCUACACAGUGGUAGUAUCUCCAGUUACCGAUACGGAGCCAAAGCUGACUUUUUGUCCUAAGAAAAUAUAUUCAGUAACCUGUUCUGGAAGCUCUGUUGGAAUGGUGAUUUAUAGAGGAAAGAACAAUGCAGAACAUGUCUAGAUGGACAAUGUGGUUCAGACAGGGAGGUAAGUUCUAAGAGUCCUAGGAUU
Molecule: messenger RNA, 3115 nt
Organism: Anas platyrhynchos (mallard)
Lineage: Eukaryota; Metazoa; Chordata; Aves; Anseriformes; Anatidae
Gene: FNDC7
Product: fibronectin type III domain containing 7
Molecular function (GO): protein binding
Source: RefSeq, a predicted model, not a curated record